AUAAAAAAGUGAUAAACAUACCAAAUUCAACGCUCACAAGAAACCAAAUCAUUUAACUGGCGCACCAAUGUCAGAGCCAGAAUCCAGAGUCAUAUGCUGCAUCGGCGACAUCCAUGGCUUCAUCACCAAGCUCCAAAACCUCUGGUCCAACCUCGAACACUCCAUCGACCCUUCCCACUUCCAAACCGCCACCAUAAUCUUCCUCGGCGAUUACUGCGACAGGGGUCCACACACCCGCGAGGUCCUCGAUUUCCUCAUCGCGCUUCCCUCCCGCUACCCUAACCAGCGCCACGUGUUCCUCUCCGGCAACCACGACUUCGCCUUCGCCGCCUUCCUCCACCUCCUCCCGCCGCCCCCUGACGGGUCCGAAUUCUCCGAGGGGUGGAAGGAGUUCGAGGCGAGUGAGUACAGGGAAGGGUGGUUCAAGGGUGAUGGGUUUGAGAAGAUGCACCUGCAAGGGAGAAGGUGGAGUGGUACCAUCAAGGAUAGGUUCAAUCAUGCUAAGGGAACCGACUAUCAGGGUUCUAUUUACGACGCUGGACCUACCUUUGAGUCCUAUGGUGUUCCCCAUGGUUCUGCAGAUUUGGUUAAGGCAGUUCCUGAUGAGCAUAAGAAAUUUCUUGCUGAUUUAGUUUGGGUCCAUGAAGAGGACAAUGUCUUUAUAAAUACUGAUGAUGGAGUAAAGUGCUGCAAGUUGAUUGCUGUUCAUGCUGGUUUGGAGAAAGGAGAUGUUAAUGAGCAGUUAAAAUGUUUGAAAGUUCGGGAUACUCGGAUCCCUAAGGUGCAGGCUCUCAGUGGGAGAAAGAAUGUAUGGGACAUUCCAGAGGAACUAAGGGCAAGUCCAACCAUCAUUGUUAGUGGUCACCAUGCAAAACUCCAUAUAGAUGGCUAUAGGCUGAUAAUUGAUGAAGGUGGUGGAUUUAAAGAUAAACCAGUGGCUGCAGUUGUUCUUCCUUCAAAGAAGAUUAUUCGUGACACAGAUGUGUUAGAAAAAUAGUUUCAUACUUGUGAUAGUUUUGCCAAUAUAUAGUGUAGUCAAGCUAAGCUUUAGUUAUCAUGAGCUUAUGGAGAUAAAAAAACAAAACUUUUGUUGUUAUUCUGAUACACGGAGAGACUGUUGGAUGGCUUGUCCUCUUAUUCUGAUUAUCAAUAAGGCACUUCACUGUACCCGUUGAAAUUUCAGUAGAGUUAUAAAUGAGUUAAAAGUAUUCAUGAA
Molecule: messenger RNA, 1216 nt
Organism: Lotus japonicus
Lineage: Eukaryota; Viridiplantae; Streptophyta; Magnoliopsida; Fabales; Fabaceae
Product: tyrosine-protein phosphatase RLPH2-like
Exons: 4
Coding region: 68-997 (309 amino acids)
Molecular function (GO): hydrolase activity
Source: RefSeq, a predicted model, not a curated record